CAAAAAGUUUCUUUGUGUCAGGUGACCAUCAUGGGACCCCAAUGUUAAUCCCUCCAUGUUCUUAGCCAGAACGUAUAAAACCAGAAGGAGACGGGGUAAUGUGCCACAGUGUCGGCGUGAGAAAUUAAAGUGGAUAUGAGGAGAUUUGUGGUCUUUGGUUUAAUCUGCUGGCUGGGAUGGAUGUCCAGAACAAACGCUCAGUUUCCACGGGUCUGCUGUACAGUUGAGGGUAUUGUGUCCAAACAAUGCUGUCCGGCCCUGGGUUCAGACCCAGCAAAUGUGUGUGGAAUUCUGUCCGGCAGAGGAAACUGCAGCGAUAUUCCUGUGGACACUAAACCUUGGAGUGGACCAUACAGAUUAAAGAACGUGGACGAUCGGGAAAAUUGGCCAACAAAAUUCUUCAACCGUACUUGUCGAUGCUUUGGUAACUUUGCUGGUUAUAACUGCGGCGAGUGUAAAUUUGGCUGGACGGGGCCGAACUGUGACCAGCGCAAAGCUCCUGUUGUGAGGAAGGACAUCCACUCGCUGAGUCCAGAUGAACUCCAGGAGUUCUUGAAUGUUCUGGAUCUGGCCAAAACCACAAUUCACCCAGAUUAUGUCAUUGCCAGACAGCACUGGUUGGGUCUGCUGGGACCAAACGGAACCGAGCCUCAAAUCAACAACAUUUCAAUUUAUGAUUUCUUUGUUUGGCAACACUACUACUCUGUUCGAGACACAUUGUUAGGUCCGGGACGGCCUUUUAAAGCCAUCGACUUUUCCCAUAAGGGUCCAGCAUUUAUUACCUGGCACAGAUAUCAUCUGUUGAGUCUGGAGAGAGAACUGCAGAAACUUACAGGGAAUGAUAACUUUGCUGUACCGUACUGGAACUUUGCUACAGGUCAGACCGAGUGUGAUGUCUGUACGGACUCGAUGCUCGGUGGACAGGACCCUGGAGAUCCCUCUCGUAUCAGCCCACAAUCCAGAUUUGCACGUUGGGGAGUUGUGUGUGACAGUUUGGAUGAAUAUAAUCAGCUGGUGACUCUGUGCAACGGGACCAGGGAAGGUUUUCUGCGCAGGGGAAUCCUGAACAGAACAGAUGUGACUUUACCAACCAUGAAUGAUGUGAGAAACUGCCUGAACCUCAGCGACUUUGACAGUCCACCAUACUUCACCAACUCAACAUUCAGCUUCAGGAAUGCUUUGGAAGGCUAUGACAGACCAGAUGGAGAGCUGGACACCAACUCUGUGGCCAACCUGCACAACCUGGUGCACCUGUUUCUCAACGGUACCAGUGCAGCGUCACACUCGGCUGCUAAUGACCCCAUCUUUCUGGUGCUGCACGCUUUCACCGAUGCCAUAUUUGAAGAAUGGAUGAGACGUUCCCGUGAAAACUCAAGCUUCCCGGAUGAGAUGGCUCCCAUCGGACACAACCGGCAUUACAACAUGGUUCCAUUUUUCCCGCCUGUGACCAACGAGGAGAUUUACAUCACAUCUGAACAGCUGGGCUACUCCUACGCCAUUGAACUGGAAGAAACGGAGAACAGCUCUGUUGUCUUUGUUCUGGGAAGCACACUCGGAGGAAUAUUUCUUGGCUUACUUCUCUUACUUUUGUUGUCGGUGUUGUACGUGCAGCAGAGGAGAAAACGCGAGUUUGAGCCUCUUCUCAAAGCCCAAUUCACUUCUGCGAAAUACACAGAGGAGGCAUAGUGAAGUUACUGUACUUUAUACUGAACUCAUAUAUCAGAUUUGGUGCAGUGACCUCUGAAUCUACCCUGUUGUCAAGCCGAAAUGUAACCUCAUAACUCUGGAAACCGCCUGUGAAUCAGAAACACACACACUAUAAGAAAAAAAUGGUACAAAAGUUGUACCUUUUUGUCACUAAUGUCCUUAUAUGUAUACUUUAGUGUACGUUUUGAAAACGUGACAACUUUUUCCCUUCAUGACAUACGAUGAUGCCUUUGGAUGUUGACUACUAAGCUCACUAGGUUUGGUGUUUUUUAUAUGAUGAUCAGAAAGUUCAGUAUAUAUUUCUGUGUGCUAGCAAAUAAAGUUGUAAAAUAAGCAAAUCAAGAGAAAUAUUUGACUAAAUAGAAACAAUGAUUGCAUUAAGUGUCCACUUAUUUUCUUCUGUUAUGUUUAUCAUGUUUCUAAUAAAAAUGUAAUGCUGGACUGUAAUGAUGUAUUACCUAUAUAUGGGUGAAACAUUUUGAUUGAGGGAUUUUUCCUGUUUUUAAUUUGUUGAAGUGAAAAGAUUCUUAGUUAAUUAUAGCAGCUAAAAAACUUUAUAGCAGCAAAUAAACUGAAAAAAAAUAUUCUGAUCUUAAUUAAAUUGAACAUAAUUCAAAUUUGCUCAUUUGAUCCAUUAAGUGCGUAUCACAUGUGUUUUAAAUCAACCUAUGUGAACUUGACUCAUUUAAGUUGGGACUACAUGAAUAAUUUGUGUUUCUAAAACUGGGCGGGGAUUUCCAGUUUGCAGCAUGCUGCAUUACAUUGGAAAUUUUAUGCCAUAACCAGUUUGCAUUUCUACUAAGUGUUAGUUAUGGUAGUAGUAUAUAAUAACUUUUAAUAAUAUAAUAACUAAUAUUUCUAAAUUUGAGUAGAACUUACAUGAUUAGUAAUAGUAGCAUUGCUGAAUUUGACUCAUUUAUACUCAGAUCAACAUAAUUUAAUUGGGCUAAGGUAACUAAAAACAAUUUAGAAAGUUCAACUAAAUUGAUAUAUAUUACAUUUUAGAUAAUUUAAUUGCAUGCAACCACUUAACUUAAAAAUUGAGCAAAUUCAAUUAUAAUUUUUUUAAGUGCAUAAACUUUAAAGGGUUGAAAAGUUAAGUCAAAACAAAUAAACUAAAAACUGUAAUUGUGAAAUAUCCAGUUUCAUUCAGAAAUACGUCAGAUUACAAAGUAAAAUGGGUAACAUGACUUUAAAUGCAUUGAUUUGUGUUAAAAGAUCCAGAUAAAUGAACAUGAUUUUAUUUUAAAGAGCAGGUAAUCAACUGUUAUCAUACAACACUGUACUGUAUAAACUCAUCCUGAAAUUACACCUGUGCUUAACAAACUUUAAUAAAUGAGCAAAUAAUGAUAAACAUGAGUUUUGGUUCCUUUAUAACAACUCAGACUGCAAUAUAAAAGCUGAAGUUUGAAUCUGAUAUCUGACAAAUAUCUUUACAAACACAAAUAGGGAAUAUUCAUUUUUCACAAAUGCAAUGAGAUCUUAUUAACAUAAUGCCUGCAUCUUUCUGGUUUCUAUUAGACUAUAAGUUGAUAAACAUUUCAAUCAUUUUUCAAAUCGUAAAUUGCAAAUAUCAUUUUAGUUGUGCUUCAACGAAACAGGUUUGUGACAAAGUUUCU
Misgurnus anguillicaudatus (oriental weatherfish) is the source of this 3326-nucleotide messenger RNA. The record is from RefSeq and is a predicted model, not a curated record. NCBI's taxonomy places the organism in Eukaryota, Metazoa, Chordata, Actinopteri, Cypriniformes, Cobitidae.